CUUCGCUCCAGCUCACUGGUCGCUUCCCUCUCCUGGAGGGGACGCCCCUCUCCGGAUCCCGGACAUGCCUGGAAACCUGCAACCCUGGCCGUCCCGGCAUGCUGAGCGCCAUAUCUACGACGCCUGCCGUCCGGUAGAUCUUCGCAAACCUUUUCUUUUCAACGGCCGUCCGUCCUCCUGCUUCUGUGCUGCCAUCCGAACUUGGCUGUCCGAUGCGACUGAGUUAAACGUUCUGCCAGCCGGCCUGGCCCCGUCCACAGAUAGAACCGCCGAGUCUCACCGAACCUCUUUCUCGACCGCGACCUCUCGUCCACCGUGUCUCCUCGAGUGUCUUCGUGAAGUACGAGGACGUCACGAAUAUGGCGUUUUAUUUCCCUCGAACGUGGCGCAACCACAAUCUGGUUUACAUCUUCAUGGCUAUUGAGCUGCCUCUCACGAUCAUCAUUCUGACGUUCACCGGCAUCGCAUCUCACGACCUCUACCGCACCAAGUUGUGGCAGGAUGGCGCCGAUAAUGGCUUCAACAGCUCCCCAGACGAGGCUCUCUAUGCUGCGGCCAAUUACCGGCCAUACAAGGCACCUAUGGUGUGGAGCGACUUCAUCACCCAUUAUAACCUCGUCCUGGGCGUCCUCAGCACGUUUCUCUUGAUCGUCAAGUUCGCCACUCAUGCCCUGCACCUCUUCUUUCCGCCCGUGUCGGUGCUCAUCCACGUGGGAUUGAUCGCCGUUUACAUCGUGUCUGCAAGCGGCCAGGCAGGCAGCGAUACGUCCGAUCCCGCUCACCCCCAAUCGGGCCCGCCCUGGUACCUCACGAAAAGCUGCUCCGUGGCCAAGGACCCAGACGUGGGCGCAUACUGCAAACAAGCCAAGACACUGUUCGCAUUCACCAUCAUCAUCAUGGUGUUCUAUGCGGUGGAGUUGGGCUUCAGCGUGCACUCGUGCUUCGUCACCAAAGAGGAGAAACUCGAGCGGGACGAACGCCGCGAGGAGAAGAAGACCUGGAAGGAAUACGAGGAGAUGGCGCUCAAUUCGCCUGCCGUAAUACCCCCGAUGAGCCCGGCCUACAGCACCGGUGGCCCGAUGAGUCCCGGAUUCCCCGGCAUGCCAUCGACAACACCGCGCAGCCUGGCCUUCCACCGUUUCGACCACGAAACCGGGUCGUCAGACCUGCCGCUGCGCAACAACAGCAGCCCCCAGCGUUCCCCAUCCUCGAUGCAGCAGGAGUCGGAUGAGACCCUGAGCCCCGCCAUCCCGGUCCAGGCUCCAGGCCCGAUUUACUUUCCGCCGCCGCCGAAGAAAGCAGCCAAAAAAUGAACUUUUUUUGUUGGUGUAGUCGUGGUGACUGUCUGUAGCUGUUAGUCAACCAAUACACAUUAUCCAGCACCCUCACCGGUCAGAGUGUGGAUGCGCUUCCCCCCCCCCCUUUCCUUUGAUAUUUUAUCUUGAGCGAUUUGAUAUGAUUAUUACACUAUACCAUUCAUGGCGUCGCAACUGCCGACAGUACCUAGUUCAAUCACAAGUUCUUUCAAUCCUUCCCUUUCAUUUUCUUUUGCACACCCCACUCUUAACCCUGGCACCAAGAGGAUAAUAUCCCAUAGUCACACCAGUGAACAUGUAUAGAUAGAUCACCAAUACCUCCCUUCUAUUGACAUAAUAUUUCCUAAACAUGGUCAUGCAAUUCUAUGAGCAAUGAGAAGAGGAUCACAGAGCACGGUUAUCA
Molecule: messenger RNA, 1719 nt
Organism: Aspergillus candidus
Lineage: Eukaryota; Fungi; Ascomycota; Eurotiomycetes; Eurotiales; Aspergillaceae
Exons: 3
Coding region: 360-1313 (317 amino acids)
Source: RefSeq, a predicted model, not a curated record